ACAUAUACAAGCUAAAUCAAUACAAAUCGAGUUAAACUUUACAAAUCAAUUUUAAAAGUUCCUAAGUUCGUUAAAAGAAGAAAUUACAUAAAAUAAAGCAGUUCCUAAAACACGCAACACCUGCCAGUAUGACAGCACUUGGAUUACUUUUGCUAUCUAUGAUGGGUUAUAGCCAACACAUGCAGCCUGUCGCAACGGUUGGUGGUGCGGGUGGUGCAGCAAGGAGCUCGCAGCUGUUGUCCCGCGCUGAUUGGGGCGCCCGCAUGCCGAAAGAGGUGAACUAUUUUGAGGGACCCGCACCGUACGUCAUCAUACAUCAUUCCUACAUACCCGCCGCAUGUGUGACUACGCCGGACUGCAUGCGCAGCAUGCGCGAAAUGCAGGACUUCCAUCAGGUGGAUCGCGGCUGGAACGACAUUGGCUAUAGCUUUGGCAUCGGCGGCGAUGGUCUGAUCUACACGGGACGUGGCUUCAAUGUGGUGGGCGCCCAUGCGCCCAAAUACAAUGACAAGAGUGUGGGCAUUGUGCUCAUUGGCGAUUGGAGAACUGAGCUGCCACCGGCUUCCAUGUUGCAGGCCGCACAGGAUUUGAUUGCUUUCGGUGUUGCCAAGGGCUACAUCGAUCCAUCCUAUAAGCUGCUCGGCCAUCGCCAAGUGCGAGACACCGAAUGCCCCGGUGGUCGACUCUUCCAGGAGAUCUCCACGUGGCCGCAUUUUACGCAGCUCAACACCACCGCCGAGGUGCAGCCGGUGGCUAACAAGAUUUAGGCCCACGCCCAGAAGCUACUUGAAAUCAACGAGAGUCUCCAGCCCGUGAAGGCAAAGAGACGCCUAUAUACAGUAUUUUUUAAGAAAUAGAAAGAGAAA
Messenger RNA from Drosophila navojoa, 866 nucleotides. It is a transcript of the gene PGRP-LB, whose product is annotated as Peptidoglycan recognition protein LB. The record is from RefSeq and is a predicted model, not a curated record. Gene Ontology annotation, molecular function: N-acetylmuramoyl-L-alanine amidase activity; peptidoglycan binding; zinc ion binding. Lineage: Eukaryota; Metazoa; Arthropoda; Insecta; Diptera; Drosophilidae. Gene Ontology annotation, biological process: peptidoglycan catabolic process; innate immune response.